Menidia menidia (Atlantic silverside) is the source of this 2521-nucleotide messenger RNA. Lineage: Eukaryota; Metazoa; Chordata; Actinopteri; Atheriniformes; Atherinopsidae. The record is from the annotation of a GenBank genome assembly.
UUGGAUGCGGACCAAUCACAGCGGCUCCAGCAGGAGGAGCUGGCGGCUCUGUUCAGCAGCGCACCACAAAGUUACGGAGCAUCCCUGACUCCAGCUCUGCCUCCCUCCCUCCAUCCCUCCCCCCCACUCACCACCACCACCACCACCUCUUUUUAUUUUUUUGCCUCCUCUCCUUGUCUUGACAUCGCUCACACCUGCAGCAGCCUUCCUCCCGUCUGCAGCCUCACGUCCUCUCCACCCCAGAGUGUGUUUUCUCGACGCGUCGGAAAGAUGCUGGCUUGCACAGAGAUGAUCACCAUGUGUCUGCAGUCGGCCAAACAGAAGCACUUUCGGGCUCAGCAGCAGCAGCAGCAGCAGCUGCUGAACAGCACUGGACAGGGGCUGACUAUCUUUCAUGAUGUCUGUAUUUUCUUUGUUUCAGAUGAUGGCAAGUUGUCAUUUGAUGAAUUCAAUACUUACUUUGCUGAUGGAAUUCUGACCACAGAGGAACUACAAGAGCUUUUUUUCUCCAUAGAUGGCCGACAAAAUAACAAUCUGGACACUGACAAGCUAUCAGAUUAUUUUUCUCAGCACCUCGGGGAAUAUCUGAAUGUUCUUUCAGCCCUGGAGACCCUGAAUGUCGCCAUUUUAAAGGCAAUGGAUAAAACUAAACAGGAGUACCAAGGUUCCAGUGUGUUGGGCCAGUUUGUCACCAGGUUCAUGCUCAGGGAGACUUCCAGUCAGCUGCUGUCUCUACAGAGUUCCCUGCAGUGUGCCAUGGAGGCUGUGGAAGAGCAGAGCAGCCCAGCCCCUAGGGAGGUAAAGGCACCAGAGCUGACAGCAGUGCAGAGAAAUGGCAGGCGGUGCGGUCGCAAGGUUCAGAACAACCAGUGCAUACCCUCAUCAGAUCCCUGCUCUGGAACCCUGACCGUGGUGCCAGUGUCAGGUGGCAGCGUGGAAGACGGGGAGAACUGGUGCUCUCAGAUCAACAGGCUGCAACAACUUUUGGAUAAACUGGAGUGUCAGGGUCCCAAGUUGGAACCAGUCAAGGAGGACACACUAGCCAGCACGUACAAAUCUAACAUCCUGCUGGUUCAGAGGCAGAUGUCUGUGGUUGAUGAGGAUCUGGAUAACUUCCGGAAAGUUCUGAAAAGCUACAUCGAUGCCACCUCAGCCCACCCUGACAACCUGAAUGUGUCUGUUCAGAAGCUCUCCGGAAAGUCCUGUUACAUAAUGUAUGAGUUCUGGCAAGACCGCCUCUCCUGGAUGAGCUAUCUUCAGUCUAACAACUGCAAAGAUUUCCAGCGCUGCAUCAUUGACAUGUUGGAGGAUACUGAAGCAGUUUCCACUAUGUUGCUCCCAGCUUCUUGGUGGAUUAUGACUAAAGACUGAAUCCAGAAUGUCCCGUCCACUGCCUACGCCAUAACACAGACAACGCACCUAAAAACACGCACUCCAACAUGCAGACGAUGACACACGCAAACAUGCACAAGCACACGCGCACACACAAACACACGCACGCACACGGAGAAUUUGAGUCCACACGUUUAAAAGCAAAGGGGGGAGAGGGAAGUGUCAUCCUACAGUCUCCAGCUGCAUCCUCUGAUGUUUCGCUCUUCGGCUGGUCGUUAUUGUGCUGCUCAUAUCAAAGGCAUAGUUGCAUCCUGUAGCCUGCCUGUAGACUCCAAUGUAACUGAUUCUUUGCAGUAAACUUUCCAAUCCUUGUCUCUCACUUGUGGUACGGCUGCCUUUUUCUCUUCGAGCGUCUGUCUGAUAUUAAGCCAAACAGAACCGACCAAAAAACACACUAUUUUAGGCUAUUAGAGCAGCCCGUUUUGGAUUGAAAAUAUAAUGCUGGUAGCGCUUUGUGUUUAUAAUGAGCUGUUUACUGUUGAAUAAGAAUAAUUAUGUUGAAAAAUCACCCGCGACCCCGUUGGGAAUAGGCGGUAUAGAAGAUGGAUCAAAUGAAAUAUGGGAUGGAGAGGUAGAGGGUUCCUGCAUCCUGAACAUGCAUGUUGAUGUGGACACAUCCCUGCUGUACAUGCUGUAUGAUACUGUAGCUCUGUUUUCUUUCAUUUAGCUCUCCUGCUGUCAUGUGCACAAUAUGCCAAAAAAGGUUCCACCUUCAAUGUCAUCUAUCUAUUGUUACCAGUGGUCAGUUGUAAGUUACACCACCUCGGUUGUCGGUGGGAGACACCCUCUGUGUCUCAGAUGUAGAAUUAUAUUUUGAAACAUGCAAAUGUAAGAGAGUUAUUCCUUCAAUGCGAUUUAAAUGCAUCUCUAUUGAAAAAAACAAAACAUGUAUUUAAGUUAUUUUCAUCAUGUUGGAGUUUAUUCCAUCUGUACAUAUAGAACUCACAGACUGUAUAUUUAUGUAUUUAUGUUGUGUUUGAUUUCCAAUUUGUUCUACCAGAUGAGUGAAAAGCAACUUUAAUAAAAUUAUCAAAGAGGCUUGUUUGACGGUUGUAUUUUUCUUUUCGUUUGAUAGAAAAACGCCUUAAGAUGUGAAAAAUUGGAAGGAUUGGGCCUGUUUCUGUCAUUC